Molecule: messenger RNA, 435 nt
Organism: Aureobasidium melanogenum CBS 110374
Lineage: Eukaryota; Fungi; Ascomycota; Dothideomycetes; Dothideales; Saccotheciaceae
Exons: 2
Coding region: 1-435 (144 amino acids)
Source: RefSeq, a predicted model, not a curated record
AUGCCUCGCUCCAUGGCCCCUCCUCCAUCCGGUGAAUUUUUGGUCAGGUUGGAGACUCCGUUCAAUGGCACACCCACCCACAUCAUCGACAUCACUGGCGAGCCCAACCGUUCUGCCAACAUCAAGCAGACUUUCCACCACGGAACAACCAUCGAGGAGAAGGUCGGCACAAUGUCCUCUGACGACGUUCAAGAAUUGAUGCGCCUCAUCUCUCAGCUCCGCGGUUUCCCUUCGCACGAGACCAAGGACGUCUAUGGCCUCGACAAGGUCCUCGAGCUCCACACUCUCGAGAUCAACUGGUGCAACCAGGAGAGCGACCCUGCCGCCAACGAGAUUGCAGACAUUCCCCCUGAGAGCAAGCAGACCUUCAAGGAUGUUGUCGACAGCAUUUCUGCUGCCGCUCGUCAGUUCGCCAAGGGCGACAACCCUCUCUAA